Messenger RNA from Sycon ciliatum, 3039 nucleotides. RefSeq names its product serine/arginine repetitive matrix protein 1-like. The transcript has 5 exons. The coding region runs from base 317 to 1870 and encodes 517 amino acids. NCBI's taxonomy places the organism in Eukaryota, Metazoa, Porifera, Calcarea, Leucosolenida, Sycettidae. The record is from RefSeq and is a predicted model, not a curated record.
AACUCGAACUUCAAAUGUCUUCAAAUGCUGAAAUUUUAUCAGCUUUCUUUCAGUGCAGUGCUGGGUGCUGAGUCUACCUGGUCGGAACACUGAAUGGUGGCUGUCUCGGUGCUGCAGCGGAGCAACUACCGCCACUCUUUACCAUAAUAAAAUCAGCAGUUGAACCUUGGCUUCCUUGCCAGCAGUAUUGCAGUGGUUUGGUAGCAGUCGGAGCGUGGCUAAUAAAAUCGAUGACUUGCUGGCGCAUGGCGGACGGAGGCGAGCAGCAGUCACCCUAGCCAUGUGAAGCGCUCAGCUGGAACAGGAUACCUAAGGGAUGGCGCAGCAGCAGCCCAACGGUGGUCGGAGACGGCCACAGCAAGCCCAAUGCAUCGGCUCUAACGCUGCGCCGGAUAGGCGUGCACGGUCUGCGUGUCCCACUGCCACCACCAGGAGCACCAGCACUGUACCUACGCGGCAGCCAGCCAAUCGGCCCGCCGACCGUCACGCACACCUGAUCUGCGUCGCUUCACGGAGCAACGGAGAACGCCAGCUUGAGCGGCUGUAUCGGCCUGGGCAAUCAUCAUCACCAGCCAUUGUCAGGUCUGGCCAGAACUCCGGGGUAGCCGCCGAGGCAACUGAACAGCACGAAACCGUAUCAGCAUCGGCAGCUCAUGCGCACAGCGAUUACCCUACCUGGGAUGAUUUAGCGGAGGUGAAGUCGACCAAUUACAGCCAGGCGUGGAAUUUUGACCGGCGGCUCCGUGAAGUCGAGACCCGUCUUCAGAAGAUUGAGGCGCGUGAUCACCACCAUGCUGAACCCGAUGACGUGUUGCAACCGCCAAGCCUGCCAGGCUUCAGUGGUUACGGGUCAGCAGCCUCUCGGUCUUCAGCAUCCACGCCGUCCGGACAAGAUGACCUCUCCUGUUCGCUACAGCCCCGCCACUACACAGAACCAGUUCGGCCAGAUGGGACUCGUGGUCCUCCGCCAAGCAUACCUGCCCCGCUACAUCUGUCACAUUUGGCAUCAUCAUCGGACAAUGCACAGCGAUCAAUAUCACCAGGUGAAUCACUGCGCCCAUCCGCACCACCACCAACAGCCAGCCACACUAGUUCCGAGGCACGUACCGCAUUGCCAUUAGUAGAUUCGCCGGUGACGAAUCCAAUGUCUUCGGUGUUCAGGGGUCGCAAGAGACACGGUCAAACUGAAAGAAUGUCCCCAGCGGAACGCGCUCGCCGUGGAAACACCACCCGUCCGCCGUGGGCAGAUGAUAGUGCCUCUGCGAGCAGUCCAACGCCGCAAGGAACACCUGUCCCCAAUGCUGAUCUUGACAGAGCCAGGGAUCCAAGGUCGUCCAUAUGCAGUAGCUCAUCAGCAGAGUCGCCUGUGGUGGACUUGCACAGUCGGCACGGCGACCAAGCCCGUGCACCACAAUACGAGCACGCACAGGAGGUAGCGCUUGACUCCCACCCUGUAGCGUACGAGGUGGAUUGGGACGCACUCUCUAGUGGACGCAGCCGGGUGCAACUGGGCCCACUCCAUCCCACUGGCGUGCACACCUGCAGUGUGGAUCUGUUCGUGGACAGCGCGACCGGCGAUCCCAACCUGAGCGUUUGCGUCAUUGCCAAUGCGGAAAGCUCCUCUGGUGGUGGCGGCCAUGGUGGUAAUCAUGGCAACUGGAUAGGCCGAGCACAGGUAACCGUCAAACUGUGCCACCCGGAAGCCUCCGACCGUAUUCUUCCAGUCUCGUUUUCAGUGAAAGUCAACGAGGGUAUGGAGGCACGCACGCACCAACAGCUACCACACUGUAUUGCAGAUACCCACACUGUGCUUUCAGGUGGCUUCGUGAAUAACGGCACUCUGCUUGUGGAAGUACAAAUUGAGGUUUAGCGGCGGUAAUCAUCGUUUACGGCACAUGUACGCAUCAUCAGGCAAGCCCGAAAACGCUUGUUUUUUGCACCAGAAGCCGCACAUCUGGGAUACAAUCAAUGUGUGGCCACCCUAGCCGUGAAACACCCCGUUGAGAUGGCCUAUAGCCCGCACAUCAGGGAUACAAUCAAUGUGUGGCCACCCUAGCCGUGAAACACCCCGUUAAGAUGGCCUAUAGCCCGCACAUCAGGGAUACAAUCAAUGUGUGGCCACCCUAGCCGUGAAACACCCCGUUAAGAUGGCCUAUAGCCCGCAGAUCAGGGAUACAAUCAAUGUGUGGCCACCCUAGCCGUGGAACACCCCGUUAAGAUGGCCUAUAGCCCUAUGUUCGUGUUCAGCUAGGUGAUACAUUCACUCGUCUACUGUAGAGCGCUGCCGUACCGGGUAAUAUCGACACAAACCUGAAAAUACUCCCCUGGAACAUUGCGUUUUGAGCCUGACUCGAGCUGGUCUCAAGCAGGUAGUGAAAGCCAACUGCCCCGUUUCAUGUUCCGGAGCUUGACGAAUCUUAUAGCCGUGAACGUUAUUUUCCGGCCGCGCUGUUGAGACCUUCAGUUACUUUCAUAACUAUUCCUCUGACCCACCCUCAAAUUCCCCCUUCCGAUUCAUUUUUGCCCUUACUUUGACCACAUCGAACCGUGAAUUGUUUUGACCAUAUAUGGCACAUACUCCAGCAAACCUUUAUCUACUGGUCCUUCCUGCUGGCCCCAGUGCAUUUAAUGAUUUUUGAGCACUCGCUUUUUAAUUAAAAGACAAUUAUUUAGUUUCCCUUUGGGCCAUGCUAACCUUGCACCUCUAACACAUUACAUCAUACUCUAUACAAAGUUUAGCACCGCCGGUCCAGAAAUUGUAUUACGUGAAGAUAGAAUAGAGAGCCUGCAGUAUAUUUUUGAAAGUAUAUUAUUUUUGAUGCAUUGAAGCCUCCUCUAACCUUUCUUCUUUUCCUGUGGACGCUUCGUCACUGUGUGAACACUAUAUUGUGUACUGUAUUGUAUGGAGGAUUGGCCACAGGUGCUGAGCCUCGGCAUUCUAUUCUCUUUGGUUGAAUGUAAUUUCCCAGCCAAGAAGUACAUGUACAUGUAUUUGUACUGACGUGCCCCCGAAAGUCUGCCUUCUAGGCAGUAACGUUA